AUCGCAGGAGGAGGGAGCAGCCUCGGGCGGCUGGCGAAGAGGAUGGGAGUGCGGGGCAAGCGCGCGGCGCCCAGGGUCACGGCGGCAGCGGAGUCUGCGGGGCGCGAGGCCAGCGCCGGGCGCUUUUAAAGCCGGGAUCGCGGCGCGCUCGAGGCGCGGGCGGCGGCCGGAUGGAGAGGAAGGGCUUGGUGGCCCGAGCCUCGGGGAACCCUAGCCCGCCCGCGCUGGGCGAGGGGCCGCGGCCCGCGCCGUCACCGUGCGUCCCGGUCGGCGGAGGGGCUCCGGAGCGGUGCCAGACUGGGGCGGCGGCAGAGCCCGCGGAGCUCAUCCGGCGCGCGCACGAGUUCAAGAGCCAAGGGGCGCAGUGCUACAAGGACAAGAAAUUCCGCGAAGCCAUUGGCAAAUACCACCGGGCGUUGCUGGAGCUGAAGGGGCUGCUGCCGCCCCCAGGAGAGCGGGAGCGGGACGCGCGACCAGCCUCCCCAGCCGGGGUUCCCAAAGCCAGCCGCCUCUCGGAGGAGCAGAACAAGACGGUUGAAGCCAUCGAGGUCGACUGCUACAACAGCCUGGCAGCCUGCCUGCUUCAGGCCGAGCUGGUAAAUUAUGAGCGAGUCAAGGAGUAUUGCCUCAAGGUCCUGAAGAAGGAAGGCGAGAACUUCAAGGCCCUUUACAGGUCCGGCGUUGCCUUCUAUCAUCUUGGGGACUAUGACAAAGCUCUCCACUACCUGAAAGAAGCAAGGACCCGACAGCCAACAGACACCAAUGUGAUUCGGUACAUCCAGCUGACGGAGAUGAAACUUAGCAGAUAUUCCCAGCGGGAGAAAGAAGUCGUGUAAUGGGGAAGCUUUCUUUUGAACCACGCACACACCUGACCAGGGACUUCAAGGAACCCUUGGCAGAGAGUCCCAAUGUGGGUUCUCCCCAGUUCUUCCUGUACCCCUUCUCCUGUUGCUCCCCAAGUCUGUCUCCUCCCAGUGGGAGAAGGUAAGAGGCACCCCUGGACCUUGGUGGGCAGCCCAGACAUGGACUUUUCUUCUUCCCUUGCAAGCCAGCAGAAGGGACAGCUGGGGAAGAGUCCCAUGGACUGGGGGCCAUACUGUGGCUUUGGCUUGGGCCCAUGUUUCCGAGCCUGGCAGGUGCAUGUAGCCCAGUCUGGACCCUUCUCCACCUUCCUGAUGGGUCAGAGCGUCUUGAAGCAACUGAGAGGAAUCUGGGCCUGACUCGGAAUGUAAGAAUCAUUAUUUGAACCAAUGCUGAGAUGGUGAAUUUCCCUCCACCCGCUCAGUCAGUCACCUGAGCUCCUGCCACACACACCCCUACUUGUCUGGGCUUGUACUUUCUUCUCUCCCACUGAGAGGUCAGGUCUUUGCCAGGAUUCACAUGCCAGGAAGGCCCACUCUGCGUGCCCUCUGGUGACCACACAUACCAUUGCCCCCACUCCCAGCCAGCAGGCAGCUGUGACAGCAAAAGGGCAGGGUGAAAUGGGCCAGAGGUUGGGGGCAGAGCAGACUGCGUAGGUGACUGAGUAGGGAAAGAUGACGCCAAGAGAAAGAGUGAGCCUUGGGUGGGCUGAAGGACUGGACUUAUUAAUGUAAAUAAAAGCGACUUCACAGGUACCAAUUCCUGCCGUUUCUGUUGGAAGCGGCCCACCCUGACUUCUGUUCCCCUCCUGUCCCCCAGGCAGAGUGGCCUACAGUUUCCCCUAAAGCCAGUGGCCACCAGUCCAAGACUGCACAUCGUGUCGGCCACAGCCUUGUGCUUUUAGGAGUUGGUGGGAUUAUGGGAACUGGCCCAAGUCUUGCUUUUGUGGGAAUGUGUGCCCCACCCCACCCAGCCCUUUUUUUGACAAAAUUAUCUGAACUCAA
Messenger RNA from Acomys russatus (golden spiny mouse), 1865 nucleotides. It is a transcript of the gene Ttc9, whose product is annotated as tetratricopeptide repeat domain 9. The record is from RefSeq and is a predicted model, not a curated record. The transcript is spliced from 3 exons. Gene Ontology annotation, molecular function: protein binding. Lineage: Eukaryota; Metazoa; Chordata; Mammalia; Rodentia; Muridae. Bases 171 to 836 code for a protein of 221 amino acids.